AUGCCAGGCUCCAACGAACCAGACAAAUACGAGUCUAUAAAAGGUGUGCUUGCCUUAGAUGGCUAUCUUGAUCCUUUCAAGGAUGAGUUGCUCUAUAGAAGAGGAUUGGCGGAUAAAUGGAAUCAAAAGUUUGACGAAGCUGAAGGAGGCAUUUUAAACUUUGCAGGCUCAUACAAGACUUACGGUCUACACUGUGCUGAUGACAACAGUGUUAUCUACACAGAGUAUGCCCCAAAUGCCAUUGCGGCUUCUCUAAUUGGAGAAUUCAACAAUUGGUCCCACGAUUCGCAUGUUAUGACGAAGGACGCUUUCGGAAAAUUCACCAUUACUGUUCCUCCUCUCUCUAAUGGGAAGUGUGCUAUCCCGCAUGACACCAGGGUCAAGAUUUUGUUGACACUUCCAUCCGGUGAAAAGGUGGCCAGGUUGCCUGUGUGGAUAAGGAGGUGUACUGCUCCUCCUGAUUGGUACGAUAACAGGAACUACGAGGCUAGGUUCUGGAAUCCACCCAAAGACCAAGUUUACCAGUUCAAGAACCCCAGGCCCAAAGAACCUCAAUCGCUGAAAAUUUACGAGGCUCAUGUCGGAAUCUCAACGCCAGAGCCACGAAUUGGAACUUAUUUGGAGUUCGCCAAGAACGUACUUCCUCGCAUCAAAGAGUUGGGCUAUAACACCGUCCAACUCAUGUCCAUCAUGGAGCAUGCCUACUACGCCUCAUUUGGUUAUCAGAUUACCAGUUUUUUUGCAAUCAGCUCGAGAUUCGGAACUCCCGAAGAGUUGAAGGAGCUCAUCGACACGGCCCAUGGUCUGGGUAUUCGUGUAUUGCUGGACAUUGUGCAUUCACAUGCUUCCAAGAACGUUGAUGAUGGGCUGAACAUGUUCGAUGGAACUGAUUACUACCUGUUCCAUUCUGGAGGCAGAGGUAAUCACGACCAAUGGGAUUCUAGAUUGUUCAACUAUGGUAACUAUGAGACGCUUCGUUUCCUCCUCUCCAACCUAAGAUUCUAUUUGGAGGAGUACCAGUUUGAUGGCUUCAGAUUCGAUGGUGUCACAAGCAUGCUCUACCUUCACCAUGGUCUAGGUGAAGGGUUUAGCGGUGACUACAAUGAAUACAUGAACUCGCAUGCUGCCGUGGACAAAGAAGCCAUUUCCUACCUGAUGUUGGCGAACGACCUUUGCGCCAAACUUGGUGAAGUGGAGCAAACCUCGUUCACCACGGUGGCCGAGGAUGUUUCUGGGUACCCAACUCUUUGUUGUUUGAGGAAACAAGGUGGAGUUGGGUUUGAUUUCCGGUUGUCCAUGUCCAUUCCAGACAUGUGGAUUAAGGUCAUCAAGCAUUUGCAGGAUGACGACUGGAACAUGGGCAACAUCGUGCAUACUUUGACCAACAGAAGAUAUGGCGAGAAAUGCAUUGCUUAUGCAGAGUCCCAUGACCAGGCUUUGGUUGGUGAUAAGACUCUGGCCUUCUGGCUCAUGGACAAAGAGAUGUACACCAACAUGUCUGUUACAACUGAGUUAACCCCGGUCAUUGAUCGUGGAAUUGCUUUGCAUAAGAUGAUCAGACUGAUCACGCAUGCGUUGGGUGGUGAGGCCUAUCUCAACUUUGAGGGCAACGAAUUCGGCCAUCCUGAAUGGCUUGACUUUCCUCGUGUUGGUAACGGAGACUCUUACCACUACGCAAGAAGGCAGUUUAACCUCAUCGAUGAUGAUUUGUUGAGAUACAAAUUUUUAUACAAGUUUGACUGUGCCAUGAAUGCCACUGAAGCGAAAUACGGGUGGCUGAACUAUCCUCCGGCAUAUGUUUCUUUGAAGCAUGAGGGAGACAAGGUCAUUGUGUUCGAAAGACACAACCUCUUGUUUGUCUUCAACUUCCACCCAACAAACAGUUUUGCGGAUUACAGAGUUGGUGUUGAUAAACCUGGAAGGUACAGGAUCAUUCUGAAUAGCGACCGCACGGAGCUUGGUGGCCAUGGCAGGAUUGACGAGUCCAAGUCCGAGUUCUUCACCACCGAUUUCCCUUGGAACAAUAGGAGAAAUUUUGUUCAGGUCUACAUACCUUCUAGAACUGCGAUUGUUUUAGCAUUGGAUGAAUAG
Kuraishia capsulata CBS 1993 is the source of this 2091-nucleotide messenger RNA. RefSeq lists its product as uncharacterized. The record is from RefSeq and is a predicted model, not a curated record. Gene Ontology annotation, cellular component: cytoplasm. Gene Ontology annotation, molecular function: 1,4-alpha-glucan branching enzyme activity; cation binding; hydrolase activity, hydrolyzing O-glycosyl compounds. The transcript has a single exon. Bases 1 to 2091 code for a protein of 696 amino acids. Gene Ontology annotation, biological process: glycogen biosynthetic process. Lineage: Eukaryota; Fungi; Ascomycota; Pichiomycetes; Pichiales; Pichiaceae.